Haplochromis burtoni (Burton's mouthbrooder) is the source of this 3524-nucleotide messenger RNA. It is a transcript of the gene hpca, whose product is annotated as hippocalcin. The record is from RefSeq and is a predicted model, not a curated record. The transcript has 5 exons. NCBI's taxonomy places the organism in Eukaryota, Metazoa, Chordata, Actinopteri, Cichliformes, Cichlidae. Gene Ontology annotation, molecular function: calcium ion binding. The coding region runs from base 508 to 1089 and encodes 193 amino acids.
CUAUCUAAUUAAACCCCUACCACGUAAUCCCAGCUACACCAUCCCCCCGUUUAAAUCCACUCCGCCGGCGCAUACCACUUAAACACAUUGCCCUCCCCUGCCGUCCUGUCCAGCCCAGGCUCCUGGAGGAGAGAAAGCUGCCACCACAGCAGCAGCACCAUCACUGAUGCCUGUCGCCUGCACGGUAUCAUGGUUUGAAGGGUUCGGCUGCUGUAGCCAGGGGCCACUAAGUCAGUCACUCAGCCUGCGCGUGUGUGGAUGUGUGUGAGCGUGCACUGACAAGCAGCAGUAAGAGCACGCGACCGGUCCAGCGACGCUGUUCAGCCAGGAGCUCCGGAGAAAGUCGCACAAGAGCGAGCCGAGACGAGCAUCUCUCUCUGUCCUGCAGCAGGGAUACCCUCCUCACCGGCACCGACACUGCCUCGCCUAUUCGGGUGUGAAAAGCAGCCUGGCUAGUGCUGUAGUCGCUGUUGUUGUCAAGGAAACCCAAAGUCCCAUCCCGUUGCCAUGGGGAAACAGAACAGCAAACUGCGGCCAGAGGUGUUGCAGGAUCUCCGUGAGAAUACCGAGUUCUCCGACCACGAGUUGCAGGAGUGGUACAAGGGUUUCUUGAAGGACUGCCCCAGUGGAACCUUGAAUGUGGAGGAAUUCAAGAAGAUCUACGCCAAUUUCUUCCCGUACGGCGAUGCCUCCAAGUUUGCCGAGCAUGUCUUCCGAACUUUUGACACCAACGCUGACGGGACAAUAGACUUCCGGGAGUUCAUCAUUGCCUUGAGUGUGACGUCACGAGGAAAGCUGGAGCAGAAGCUUAAAUGGGCCUUCAGUAUGUACGACCUGGAUGGAAAUGGGUAUAUCAGCCGCGAGGAAAUGCUGGAGAUUGUAGAGGCCAUCUACAAGAUGGUGUCAUCUGUGAUGAAGAUGCCAGAGGAUGAAUCCACGCCGGAGAAGAGGACGGAUAAGAUCUUCAGACAAAUGGACCUCAAUAAUGAUGGCAAGCUAUCCCUGGAGGAGUUUAUCAAAGGUGCCAAAAGUGACCCCUCCAUCGUUAGGCUACUCCAGUGUGACCCCAGCUCGGCCUCCCAGUUCUAAAACUGCCCCUACUGCAACCUUCUUUUUUUUUAUCCACAACUUUGCUCUGUUGCUCUAUUGAAACAGUCAAUCAAGUCAAUGCAUGAUGGUUCUCGUCUCUGAUAUCUUUCUGUUGUUGUUGUUACUGUGUGCAAGGAUGAUAGAGGAGGAUAAGGAAAGUUGUCACUGUCAUUUUACGUUUAUGUUUGGGAGAAUGAAGGGACUAGGUAUGACUGACAGAGACGCCUGCUAAUGUUCCAUAAUAUCUGUCUCUCUCUCUCUGGAGUGUUGGAUUUCCAAGGAGCUUGUGACGGCGUGUGGAUGUUUGUUUGUUUUUUUCUUUUUUCCGCAGGGAGAGGAAUCAGUUCCUACUCCUACACAUAUGCACAUGUAGAUGUACAUCAUGUAUAUACUGUACGCCUGUAUAUCAUAAGAUAAAGUGCAUCUGUCUUCAUAUAGGGGCGCACACUCUUUGCCAUUGAAAGGCAGUAUUAUGUAGCGUAGCUUCCUGGUGGUCCAUCUGAAUGGGCAGUUUAAGGGGGGUGGGAUGGGGGCGGGGCUUGUACAUCAGAUUUCUUUGAUUUUUUUUUUUUUUUUAAUUUAAAAUGCUUUUUAUUUUCCUUUUGUACAUACUGUUUUCCUCCUUCAUGGUUUAUUUAUUCAGUUUUUAUUCUCAUUAUUGCGCUUUUACUUUGAUAAUAUCGAGAUGAUCAAAUUCCAGUUUACAGUGACGGAGAGAGAGAGAGAGACAAGACUAGUCAAGAUUGACCUCUUUGUGGACUCGAGCGGAGGAAUUCCUGUAAAAUAACAGGAUCCCAUUUGUUGCAUUUGAUCAAUGACACCAGUAGCACAUAUCAGUCGAGCCGCCAUUUGUUUAUAUAAAGUAUGGCUGUGCAUUUGGGUCUGAAUGCGUGUGCGUGCAUGUGGACACACACACUGUAUGCUUGAGGCUAACUUUUACAGUAUUAUCUUGUUGUGUUGUUUCUUAAUUUGUAAGUAUUUUAAAGUUCUUUAACGAUGAGCAGUAAACUUAAGAUAGCUGUAACCGUUCGCUAUACUACUGCAUGAUCCUUCGAACCCGGCGACGACAGAAUCCACAGACACAGUUUACGCACAGCGGUAACUUUUUGUAGCUCUUCAGCCUCCUCAGCAUGGACCCCAGGCAGAAAUGAUUCGAUAUUUGUCUUGCUCUGGGAUAGCACAGGCCUCCUACCCCCGCGCUCUCUUUUCCUCUGACAGACCGAGAACUCACUAAGGGCUUGUUCAUCACUCUCUAGCUUAAUGAUUUUUUUAUUAUUAUUAUUUUUUAACCUCCUGGAUUAGUCUGCUUGCAGAGCAGUUAGAUGAAGGGACGUGUUUCACAAGAUUGCAGCGAGUCCGGAAAUGUGUUCUAAUUUGGAUCUGUUUGAUCUUAUUUAUAGAGCAGAAAGAAUGUUGAAUAUAUUUUAAAAAAAUUAAAAUUAUAAACUUGUCUCCUGUAUCAGUGACAAAUAAGUAUUGUGCGUUGUUGAGGUUUUAAAAAGACCAGAUGCAGUUGUGAAGAAGACCUGAACCUGAAAUAAACGUAGUCACUGGUUGCAGCACGGCCAGCACCAUUCUCCUUUAUCACGCCUUAAAUGCCCCGAUAGUCAGAUCACUAUUGCCCUCUUGUGUUUUCAAGGUAAAACACACACACUCAAAUUGAAGCAAUGGGACAAAGCUAACAGAAAAUGUGGAUAUGGCGCAUAAGGAAGUUGGACUCAAGGAUAUCAGUUUGUCAUGAUGGAUUUUGUCAUCAUGGGUGUCGUGAUGAGCAAAACACAAAAUCACGUCAACGGUAUUUCAAUAGUUAUAGAAAAUAAUGCUCUCGGUCAAAUUUUUUGUCUUCUUUAAUGAACACAGCAGGGAGGAGGUAGGAAUGUAGUCAUGAAUUCAUAAAUACUCAAACAACAUUGAUAUUUUAUUUUUAAAUAUCAGGAUUAUUGUUAAUUCAAAGUUAGCAUGGCACCUCUGGCCUGUAAUAUUAGUUUCAAUGGUGUGUUCUGCAGACAGAACGCCAACACGUUGUUGUCUCCUUUCAAUUUUAUCUUGACAUCAUUAGCCAGAAUUUAGCUAACUUACUGAAUACUACUGUAGCAGUGGGGGCUGAGAGUCGUCCUGGUGCUGCUGCAUCUAUGUGACAUUUAACUAGUACCAAACACUCGCACAGGAGCUUCCUAACCAGCCGCACCUCUGCUUUGGGGAUCCUUUAGUAUCACUGCCUUCUGCUGGUAGGAUAAAGAACAACAGUUGCUACUCUCUGAUCUAUUACAGUGUAAUCCUUUUCUAUUCUCACUGCCUCUGAUAAACUGGUACUUUGUGUUGGAUAAAUACGAACCUCCUUUCUUCCUUCCUACUUUUCUGUUGCAUGAAAACCUCAUCUGAGGAUGUCAUGUUUAUUCUGUUGAACCUGAAAUCGAAAUAUAUGUGUUUCUAAG